This is a messenger RNA of Neodiprion fabricii, 762 nucleotides long. Its product is annotated as putative nuclease HARBI1. Bases 1 to 762 code for a protein of 253 amino acids. The transcript is spliced from 4 exons. Lineage: Eukaryota; Metazoa; Arthropoda; Insecta; Hymenoptera; Diprionidae. The record is from RefSeq and is a predicted model, not a curated record.
AUGGCAGAGGGUUAUCUUGCGAUAGAUAUAUUAAAUUUAGAUUAUAGAGUUAGGCGUUUAGAACGUACAUUAGAACGCAAGUUGAUGCGAAGAGAGAAAGACCCAUUUGAUUUAACAAAUGAAGAGUUUAUUGAAUUAUACCGCAUAAACCCACAACUUGCAGCAGACCUGAUUGACACUCUACAGCCUAGUUUGCAACGUGUGAGGGACGGUGGACUCUCAGUCCAAACACAGGUAUUAACAGCUGUGAGAUUUUAUGCCACCGGUUGUUAUCAACGUCCAGUAGGAGACCAGUGGGGUAUCUCAUUAAGUCAGUCAUCAGUGAGCCGGUGCAUUCAUGAUGUCACAAAUGCUAUCAAUGAACGAUUACUAAGGCCAUGGGUACAAUUUCCCAUGACUCCGGAAGACCGGCAACGAGUAGCGUCACAAUUUGCCACCGCACGUCAACCAUUUAAAGGAGCUAUUGGAGCAAUUGAUUGCACUCAUGUCGCAUUGCUUGGGCCUAGAGAACAGGAGGAGGCAUAUGUUAAUCACCAUGGAUAUCACUCACUCAAUGUGCAAGCGAUAUGUGAUCCUAACUUGAAGAUAUUAAACAUCAAUGCACGUUAUCCUGGGGCAAGAAACGAUUCAUACAUAUGGAGUACAUCCCCUGUACGACGCAUAAUGGAGCGUGAAUACAAUCGAGGUGAAAGAACGUUUCUUAUUGGUGACCAGGGUUACCCCUUGGAACCAUGGCUGAUGACUCCAUUAUCUAACGAAUGA